This is a messenger RNA of Corylus avellana, 2224 nucleotides long. RefSeq names its product Pentatricopeptide repeat (PPR) superfamily protein. Gene Ontology annotation, biological process: RNA modification. The record is from RefSeq and is a predicted model, not a curated record. Gene Ontology annotation, molecular function: RNA binding; protein binding. NCBI's taxonomy places the organism in Eukaryota, Viridiplantae, Streptophyta, Magnoliopsida, Fagales, Betulaceae.
CCUAUUUUUCCUGAAAAGUCAGCCUUCUAAGAACAAGAAGCCAGAAGCAAUAUUUGAUGAAAUAAGCUAUAAGUAAUCAUUUCACAUUUUGCAAGGAGAUGGUGCUGUCGGGUUGGUGGUCAUUGGCACAUCCAGAGAUUUUCCUCAAUUUUUGUCAGAAGUGAAAUGUCUGUAAGCAGCAUCAGGAAGGUCAAGUCUUUACGUGACACCCUCCUUUCCUUGUAUUCCCAUAAACACAUGACCUUCAACUAUCUUAAGCACAUUCAUUCCGUUCUCAUCACUUGUGGCCUCUCACAGGACACCUUCUUCCUCGCCAAACUCCUCCAAUGCCUCGCCUUCUGUCAACCCACCAAUCUCUCCUACGCUUCGCUCCUCUUCGAUCGCAUCGCAUCACCUACCACCAAUCUGUGGAACACCAUGAUCAGAGCUUUCUCGACAAGCUCACAACCGCAUAUGUCGCUCGCUUUCUAUGCAAGAAUGCGCCAAUACGGUGUCCUUCCGGACAAGCACACUUUCCCUUUGCUUCUCAAGGCGUUUUCCAAGUUAAAAAACGAAGACCCUUUUCAGAUUUAUGCUCAAAUUGUCAAGUUUGGUUUUGAUUUUGAUCAUUUUGUGAGGAAUUCAUCGAUUUCCGCUUUUGCUAAUUGUGGUUAUAUGGAGGAUGCACACCGGGUGUUCGGUGAGAGUACGCAGAAGGAUGUGGUUGCUUGGACUUCCUUGAUUGAUGGGUAUGUGAGAAAUAACUGUGCCCUACAAGGAUUGAGGUGUUUUAUGGAGAUGAGAUCGACGGGUAUUAGAGUUGAUGAGGUGACCGUCGUUAGUCUACUCUGUGCGGCUGGAAUGGUGGGUGAUAUUUGGUUUGGAAAGUGGGUUCAUGGGUUUUACGUAGAAGCAGGGAGAGUACAAUGGGAUGUUUAUAUAGGCAGUGCUCUAGUUGAUAUGUACUCCAAAUGUGGCUACUGUGAAGAUGCCCGUAAAGUUUUCAAUGAAAUUCCACGUAGAAAUGUGGUUUCUUGGAGUGCAUUAAUCGCCGGAUAUGUGCAAUGUAACAAAUAUCGAGAUGCACUACUUGUCUUUCAUGACAUGCUUUUAGAGAACAUCAAGCCAAAUCAAUUUACACUGACGAGUAUUCUCACAGCUUGCGCGCACCUAGGGGCAUUGGACCAAGGAAGGUGGGUUCAUGGAUAUAUUAAUAUGAAUAACGUAGAAGUGAACUCAACACUUGGCACAGCAUUGAUAGAUAUGUAUGCAAGAUGUGGAUGCAUUGACGAGGCUUUAUCAGCUUUUGAGAAGUUACCUGUUAAAGAUGUCUACCCUUGGACUGCUAUUAUUAACGGGUUUGCUAUGCAUGGGGAUGCAUUAAGCUCCUUAAAUCUAUUCUCUUGCAUGUUAAGGAGUGGGGUUCAACCUAAUGAAGUUACCUUCAUCGGUGUUCUUAGUGCGUGUUCGCACGGAGGCCUUGUCGAUGAGGGGCGUGCGCUCUUUGGAUUAAUGAGGCACGGUUAUCAUAUGGAGCCUAAUGUGUCUCACUAUGGUUGCAUGGUUGAUCUGCUCGGUCGUGCAGGGUGCUUGGAGGAAGCAAGGAAAAUGAUUGAUGACAUGCCAAUGGAGCCUAGUCCUGGUGUAUGGGGAGCUCUGUUUGGUGCCUGUAUGAUCCACAAGGCCUUUGAGCUGGGGGAACAUAUAGGAAAGCAUCUGAUCAAGUUGCAGGCUGAUCACAGUGGUAGAUAUGCACUUCUAUCAAACCUGUACUCAACAUGUCACAAAUGGGAAGCAGCUGCUCAUGUAAGGAAGCUCAUGAAAGGAGCUGGGGUGGGAAAGAUAACUGGAUAUAGCUGGAUAGAAGUGAAUGGUGUAAUUCAUGAGUUCACCAACUUUGAAAAAUCGCAUUUGGAAACAGAUGAUAUAUAUGCCAUGAUGGAUAACAUAAUAGUCCAAUUAAAGCUUGCUGGUCUAUUAGAGUCAUUAACCUAAUUGCAUUUGACACCAAUGGGGCUGAGACAAAACAAUUCCAAGUGUGCUGAUAUUGUUGUCCACUGGAAAGGUCAAUUGGACUUCAGUGGAAGUUCAGAAUGCAAUGCAUCAUUUGGGUUUACCCAGGUUGCUUUCUUGACUGAAUCAGAGAAUAUGUUUUGUGCUGUUAGAUUGCACAGGCUCUGUCGUUUGUUGUAUAGAUAAAUUUCAAGACCAUCUGUCUUCCAUUUACAUGAUUUCAAUUAUCAAC